AGUUUGUUUUCAAACUGAGUGUGCUUGUGUGUGUGAGAGAGAAGAGCGUGCACAGAGAGGGAGCGGUAGCGCAGCAGUGUUGCAAAGCGGGGAAAGUGCGAUCUGGCACAAACCAGUCGUCCCGCUCGCACCCUAGGCAAGUGUCAAAGUCGGUUCGUUCAGUUGGAGAACAGAAUUGUGGCCGAGAAAAGGCGAAUCAGCGACGAAAUUAGCCCAUUAGCAGGCAUAUAGAUUAGGCCCAGAAGCAUCGCAGUGGUAACUUCACCACCGAAUGGAGGCGGCCAAGGACUUAGUGCGGUCCAAGUACCAGGACUUAUGUAACUUCCUGGAGCGGGACACCCGCGGCAGCGAACUGGUCAUCUACGGCACCUCGGCCCUGCUCCUGGCGGUGGCCUAUGUGAAGCGCAAGCCGGCCUACCUGGUGCGCCAGUUCAAGCAGCCCUCCCACAUCCCGGAGCGCCUGAUCAGCGAGCGGGUGAUGCACACGGGCCGGAUUGCCGGGGUGAAGCAGCAGGAGCAGGACACCCUGCUGAUGAUCCAGCACAAGCCGCUCAUCCCGAUCUUCACCAGCCGCAAGCGCCUGCUGCCCGUGAAGCUGCCCGGCGUUCGGGUCAAUGCCAAUGGCUACUCCUGGCUGCAGCAGUGCCUCAUUGGCCGCGAGGCCACCUUCCUGCCCCUGAAAUCCCCCAAGGGACAGGACUUUGUCGUCUGCCAGCUGUGCCUGGUCCAUCCGCCCCGGGGCAAUCGCCUGCUCGACGUCUCUGAGACGCUGCUCAAGCUGCGCUUUGCCAAGUUCGCCCAGGAUGCCGCCUCCGCAGUGAAGAGGAACGGCAAGUACUACCAGCACCUGAAGAAGGUGGAGCAGAGCACCGCCGAGAAGGAGGCCUGGCUGUCCUGGGCCUCGGGCUAUCCCUACAUCUGGCGCCGCUACAACGAACUGAAGCAGCGCCUGCUGCCCAAGGAGAAGCUGCUGCCGGAGCUGGUGCGCUGAUCCCGAUCUCCAAGCCCAUGCCUCUUACUUAGUCACAGGGCUAGAUCCCUACCACUAGAAUAGUUCAACGGCUAGCUGCUCCCAAUGUGCUUUUCAACUGCUUGGUUUUAGGAAGAUAAGACAAGUGCCUAAGAGAUAGAUCUUCACUAGGCCUUACAGACAUUUGUUUCGCAACUUUUGAAAGCAAUUACACAAUCACUAAGCAGUCUGAAAAGCACAUUAGUUAUAGGACUAGCCACUUAACCAACGAAACGAACGACAAUCGAUGCCCAGGCGGUACGUGAUCGUGUGCUUGUUUCCACGUCCAGUGAAGCCAUAGCGCUAGCAUUUUUUCUAAAUGUUCAAAUAAACAAAAUGUUGUUUUUACCACGGAUGACAUCAGUGCGUGUGCCUGUGUGUACUGUUCGUGUGCGUGCAAGUUUCCCAAAUAAAACGACAAAAUACUUGA
This is a messenger RNA of Drosophila biarmipes, 1439 nucleotides long. RefSeq lists its product as uncharacterized. The transcript has 2 exons. NCBI's taxonomy places the organism in Eukaryota, Metazoa, Arthropoda, Insecta, Diptera, Drosophilidae. The record is from RefSeq and is a predicted model, not a curated record. The coding region runs from base 272 to 991 and encodes 239 amino acids.